This is a messenger RNA of Equus quagga, 1796 nucleotides long. RefSeq names its product ras-like protein family member 11B. The coding region runs from base 440 to 1186 and encodes 248 amino acids. The transcript is spliced from 5 exons. Gene Ontology annotation, molecular function: GTPase activity; GTP binding. The record is from RefSeq and is a predicted model, not a curated record. NCBI's taxonomy places the organism in Eukaryota, Metazoa, Chordata, Mammalia, Perissodactyla, Equidae.
GAGCUUGUCAGAGGAGGAGCGAUCCAUCGCGCCGCCGCCAAGAGCCAGAGAACGUGGGUCUAAAACAAGACGGGUGACACUAUUUUGCCCCAAAGUCAAAUGUCCCGUUUCCGGUGGCUCACGGGGGACCGCACUGGCUCCGGCGCCCACAGGGGCGCGGCGCGCGCAGAGUGGCGCCGGAGGCGGGGCCUCGCGCAGGGCGCCUGGGGAUUGGCUGCAGGAGGCAGGGGGCGGGGCCGGCACCGGAGAAAACGGCGCGCGCGCAGCCGGGUGCCGUCCCAACCCCGAGCCUGAGCCCGCCGGAGCCUGCGCCGCGCCCGCCGCUGCGCCUUUCACCGCGGAGCCCCGGCCCGGUCCUCCCGCCCGCUCCUGCGCAGCGCGAGCCUAUUCCCGCCCCCCAGCUCCCGUCCCGCGCGGUGCAGCCCCGGCUGGAGCGGCGAUGCGCCUUAUUCAGAACAUGUGUACCAUCGCUGAGUACCCCACUCCGGGCAGCGCCGCCGCCGCCGAUUGCUGCUUGGGGGCGGCGGGCCGCCGUCUGGUCAAGAUCGCCGUGGUUGGGGCCAGCGGCGUGGGCAAGACCGCUCUGGUGGUCCGGUUCCUUACCAAACGAUUCAUUGGUGACUACGAACGAAAUGCAGGUAAUCUUUAUACCAGACAAGUCCAAAUAGAAGGUGAAACCCUGGCUAUUCAGGUUCAAGACACUCCAGGUGUUCAGGUCCACGAGAAUGGCUUGAGCUGCAACGAGCAGCUGAAUAGGUGCAUUCGCUGGGCUGACGCCGUGGUGAUCGUUUUCUCCAUCACUGACCACAAGAGCUAUGAACUCAUCGGCCAGCUCCACCAGCACAUCCAGCAGCUACACCUGGGCACCCGGCUGCCUGUGGUGGUCGUGGCCAACAAGGCUGACCUGUUGCACAUCAAGCAGGUGGACCCUCAGCUCGGACUGCAGCUGGCCAGCAUGCUGGGCUGCUCCUUCUAUGAAGUGUCGGUCAGUGAAAAUUACAACGACGUCUACAACGCUUUCCACGUCCUGUGCAAAGAAGUGAGUCACAAACAGCAGCCCAGCAGCACGCCAGAGAAGCGAAGAACCUCCCUCAUCCCCAGGCCCAAGUCGCCCAACAUGCAGGACCUGAAGAGGAGGUUCAAGCAAGCGCUCUCGGCCAAAGUGAGGACUGUCACCUCCGUGUGAAGCAGGGGUGCUCAAGGGGGUUGGCCUUCCUGGAAAGAGGGCCUGAGGUUCUUCCGGGACGGGAAUGUUGAAUGCUGCCAGUGAUUCAUGGUUCCAGAAGGGGCUGGAGCAGAGGGGCCAGGAGGGCCUACGGGACUGCUGCAGAAAAGGAAGCGUUGUUCUGAGCAGGGGGACAGAAUUGAUGAGGCUUGAAGGAGCCCACCGAGCCACACUCUGCAUAUGUGAAAUAGACUCUUUUUCUCUGCAGUGGGGAGCGGGCAUGAUCGCGGUGGAUUUGGUUCUUAAGUACCUUGUAAAUGAUGGUCGGUUGUAGUUUUGCCAAAUAUAUUGAUGUGAUUUACAAUGGGAAUGAAAGAACAGAUUCAGCUCUCACAGGCUUUCCUUUUUUUUUUUUUUUCACUUCUUUCUUUUUUUAUCCCCCCAAGAGGAAGAAUUGCUUUUCUCUUACAAGUAUGAUUUGCAUCUCUGGAACACUAUUCCUUACAGAAUGCCUUCCUAACCUGAAGGAUACCCAGUUUUUUUUUUAAAGAACAAAGAGGAAAAUACUAGCCCUCCCCCCACCCCCCCAAAAAAAGGUGGAGUUCAUGGGCUGAGUGCUGUGUCGAUGGAG